Molecule: messenger RNA, 1139 nt
Organism: Lonchura striata (white-rumped munia)
Lineage: Eukaryota; Metazoa; Chordata; Aves; Passeriformes; Estrildidae
Gene: SLC30A2
Product: solute carrier family 30 member 2
Biological process (GO): zinc ion transmembrane transport; response to zinc ion
Cellular component (GO): plasma membrane
Molecular function (GO): zinc ion transmembrane transporter activity
Source: RefSeq, a predicted model, not a curated record
AUGGCAGCCGGCGACGAGAAGCGGCGCCUCCUGAGCGAGGGCACCGGCGGGAGCUCCGCGGGGGCCGCGCACAAGGACGGGCAGGGCGCGGCGCAGGGCCAGGAGCCCGCCCUGGAGCUGGGCACACGGCGCGGCCGGCACUGCCACCCGCGGGGGGACGGCGGCCACCCCGGCCAGCAGCGGCGGGCACGCAGGAAGCUCUACCUGGCCGCUGGCAUCUGCCUCUUCUUCAUGGUGGGCGAAGCCGUGGGCGGGUACCUGGCACACAGCCUGGCCAUCCUGACGGACGCUGCCCACCUGCUGACGGACUUUGCCAGCAUCAUGAUCAGCCUCUUUGCGCUCUGGGUGUCCUCACGGCCCCCCACCAAAACCAUGAACUUCGGAUGGCACCGGGCAGAGAUCCUGGGGGCCCUGCUCUCCGUGCUCUCCAUCUGGGUGGUGACGGGGGUCCUGGUCUACCUGGGGGCGCAGCGCCUGCUCUCGGGGGACUACGACAUCGAGGGCGGGGUCAUGCUCAUCACCUCGGCCUGCGCCGUGGCCGUCAACAUCGUGAUGGGGGUGGCUCUGCACCAGACGGGGCACGGGCACAGCCACGGGGCGGGCGGCGAGCCGCCCAACGCCAGCGUCCGCGCCGCCUUCGUGCACGUGGUGGGCGACCUGCUGCAGAGCCUCGGCGUCCUCAUCGCCUCCUACAUCAUCUUCUUCAAGCCCGAGUACAAGUACGUGGAUCCCAUCUGCACCUUCCUCUUCUCGGCGCUGGUGCUGGGGACGACGCUGACCAUCCUCCGGGACGUCCUCCUCGUCCUCAUGGAGGGGACCCCCCGAGGGGUGGAGUUCAACGCCGUGCGGGACACGCUGCUGGCGGUGCGGGGCGUGGAGGCCGUGCACAGCCUGCACAUCUGGGCUCUAACGGCGGCGCAGCCGCUGCUCUCGGUGCACAUCGCCAUCAACGCGGCUGCCAGCGCGCAGGAGGUGCUGGAGGAGGCCAGCUCCCGGCUGCAGGGCGCCUUCCGCUUCCACAGCACCACCAUCCAGGUGGAGAGCUAUUCCGAGGAGAUGCGGGACUGCCGGGAGUGCCAGCCCCCCCGCGACUGACCCGCGCCCGGGGCUGUUCACGUGCGGCAAAUAAAGCAGAGCUC